Molecule: messenger RNA, 822 nt
Organism: Paracoccidioides lutzii Pb01
Exons: 3
Coding region: 1-822 (273 amino acids)
Source: RefSeq, a predicted model, not a curated record
AUGGCGAUAAUCUCACUGAUCUUCCGCCAAUACGGAGAAAAAUGUCACCAUCCAGUUGCUAUUAUUCAGAACUCUGCGACUGACUACACGAGGCGCAGGCCUUGGUUGACCAUAAAGGAGGCUGAUGAUGACCCACCAUCACUUACCAGUUCAGGAUCAACUUUUGGGUUGCGUGGUUGUUUCAAGCGUGUUUCCGCCUUGCCAAUAGCUAUGGUAGUCCGCAAAUAUCUCCUCUUGACAACGGUAGCAGCCCUCUGCCUGUUGCCAACUGCUCUCGUAGAAUUUCAAAACAUGACUGCCAAUAACUACCAACUCAAAGCAACCAGCUACUCUAGCAUUAUUGCAAACCUGGGCAAGGUCCUCACUGUCAUAUCGGUCAUACAAGUCCUCGCAAAAUUCAACCACAGGAAUCCAAAUCUUCUCCCACGGUUAAAACACCCUCAGUGCCUUUACUUGGGAGGACAUCGACGGCUACAACGAUGUCAAUACAGAGAAAUGGCAUCCCCAGUGCAUUACCACUUUUGCGGACACAACAGACAACAGGGGCGAUAUCGCUAUGAAGGGGAUGUCGCCACUUUAGUCUCCGGGGAUUUGGACCGUUCUGAUGGCGAUACACGUGGAGCGCGAAUCUCCUUCAUCAAUAGGAACAAAGGGGUUACAAAGGGCUUCUGUAAUAUUCUGCACGUCGAACAAACUGACAGCGGGAGGAAGCCGGAUUUUGAGGCCUUCAGCGGCUCCAUGCAAGUGUGGAAGAGCCUGCUAAACCCAGGAGAUGGCAUUGGACAUGUCGGUUACAGCUAUCAAGCACACAACGAGAGCUAA